Fusarium sp. VM40 is the source of this 627-nucleotide messenger RNA. The record is from the annotation of a GenBank genome assembly. Lineage: Eukaryota; Fungi; Ascomycota; Sordariomycetes; Hypocreales; Nectriaceae.
AUGAGCUCCCAGGGAGACAGCCAGCCUUCACAGGACAGCACCAUGACUCUGAUGCAGGAAAACCUCUCAGAGGUCCUAUACUUCGCCUACGGGUCAAACCUCUCAACUGAGCAGAUGCGCCAGCGCUGUCCAUACUCUACACCCGUCGGCCUGGCGUACCUCAAGGGCUGGAAAUGGAUCAUCAACGCCCGCGGCUACGCAAACGUGGUGCAGCUGCCCAUCGACUCAGACGAAGAUACCCCUGAUGCCGAAGAGAACAAGCAGCUCACCACCCGGUCAAAGGGAAAAGGAAAGGAGAAGGAGAAGGCCGAUGAUGAAGACGGUGUCUACGGCCUGUUAUAUCUUGUCCCGCCGGAGGACGAGGAGAGGCUGGACGGGUACGAGGGUGUGCCGUGGGCAUAUCAGAAGUUCCAGGUCGACGUCAAGUGGGCGAGCGCCAAGAAGGACGAGGACGAGACGUUGAGGGCGCUGGUGUAUGUUGACAGUGAGAGGGUGGAGGAGGAUGUGCCGAGAGAUGAGUACGUCGGGAGGAUGGAGGAGGGGAUUGAGGAUGCAGUUGAGAAUUGGGGGUUGGAUGAGGAUUAUGCGGAGAGGGUCAUGAGGAGGUUUUGGUAUGAAGAGGAGUAA